AGGAAACUACACUGCUGACAGACUGACUGACUGACAGAGAGAUUGUAGGUUGCUCACGUCGCUGCAGCCUUUUCCCCUCCGCAUUUUAUGCAAAAGGACAGAGAGUCUCCAGUCUCUCCACAGAGGUUUGUGGUCCUCCUCUUUAGAGUUUCCUGCUGUUACAUGGUAACACAGAGCUGAAGGCAAGAGGGUGUUGAAGAUGGCAGUGUGGAUCCAGGCCCAGCAGCUCCAAGGAGAUGCUCUGCACCAGAUGCAGUCUCUGUACGGUCAGCACUUCCCCAUUGAGGUGCGACAUUAUCUCUCCCAGUGGAUAGAGGGCCAGCUCUGGGAUGCCAUAGACCUGGAGAACCCACAGGAGGAGUUCAAGGCUAAAAGGCUGCUGGACAAUCUGAUCCAGGAGCUCCAAAACAAGGCCGAGCACCAGGUGGGAGAGGACGGCUUCUUACUGAAAAUCAAACUGGGACACUACGCCAGCCAGCUUAAGAGCACGUAUGACCGCUGUCCUCUGGAGUUGGUCCGAUGCAUCAAACACAUCCUCUAUACAGAGCAGAGGCUAGUCAGGGAGGCCACCAAUUCAAGCUCUCCGGUGGGAGGGAUGAUGGACAGCAUGUCUCAGAAAUACCAACAGAUCAACCAAGCCUUUGAGGAGCUCCGCCUGCUGACCCAGGACACUGAGAAUGACCUGCGCAAGCUCCAACACAACCAGGAGUACUUCAUCAUCCAGUACCAGGAAAGCCUCCGCAUCCAGGCUCAGCUGACCAGCCUGGCCACGCUGCCCCCUGCUGACAGACAGCUACGGGAGCCCGCCCUUCUCAGCAAGAGAGCCACUGUGGAGGCAUGGCUGACCAGAGAGGCGAACACACUACAGAAAUACAGACUGGACCUUGCAGAGAAGCACCAGAAAACACUGCAGCUGUUGAGGAAGCAGCAGACCAUCAUUCUGGAUGACGAGCUGAUUCAGUGGAAGAGACGGCAACAGCUGGCAGGCAACGGGGGCCCGCCAGAGGGAGGCCUGGACAUCCUGCAGUCCUGGUGUGAGAAGCUGGCAGAAACUAUCUGGCAAAACAGGCAGCAGAUUCGGAGGGCAGAGCACCUCAGACAACAGCUGCCCAUCCCCGGCCCCAUCGAAGAGCUCCUCAACGAACUCAACAGUACAAUCACAGAUAUCAUCUCAGCAUUGGUCACCAGCACCUUCAUCAUUGAGAAACAGCCUCCACAGGUGCUAAAAACCCAAACCAAGUUUGCCGCUACAGUGCGGCUCCUAGUGGGCGGGAAGUUGAACGUUCAUAUGAACCCUCCGCAGGUGAAAGCUACCAUCAUUAGUGAACAGCAAGCCAAGGCCCUGCUGAAGAACGAGAACACAAGGAAUGACAGCAGUGGAGAAAUUCUCAACAAUAACUGUGUGAUGGAGUACCACCAGACUACAGGCACUCUCAGCGCCCACUUCAGGAACAUGUCUUUGAAGAGGAUCAAGCGAUCGGACAGGCGAGGAGCAGAAUCUGUCACGGAGGAGAAGUUCACCAUUCUGUUCGAGUCCCAGUUUAGUGUUGGAGGCAACGAGCUUGUUUUUCAAGUGAAGACGUUAUCACUUCCUGUAGUGGUGAUAGUUCACGGUAGCCAAGACAAUAAUGCCACAGCGACUGUGCUGUGGGACAACGCUUUUGCAGAGCCGGGACGGGUGCCUUUCCUCGUGCCAGAUAAGGUGCUGUGGCCUCAGCUGUGUGAUGCCAUCAACAUGAAGUACAAGGCGGAGGUGCAGAGUAACCGAGGCCUGUCUGAGGAGAACUUGGUCUUCCUGGCUCAAAAGGCCUUCAGCAGCUCCAGCAACAACCCUGAGGACUACCGCAACAUGACCAUGACCUGGUCACAAUUUAACAGGGAGAGCUUGCCAGGGAGGAACUUCACAUUUUGGCAGUGGUUUGAUGGCGUGAUGGAACUCACAAAAAAGCAUCUCAAACCACACUGGAAUGACGGAGCCAUACUGGGCUUUGUGAACAAGCAGCAGGCUCAGGACAUGCUGAUGUCUAAACCCAACGGUACUUUCCUUCUGCGCUUUAGUGACUCUGAGAUCGGAGGAAUUACAAUUGCCUGGGUGGCAGAAAAUCCUAACAAAGCAGGUGAGAGAAUGGUUUGGAACCUCAUGCCCUACACAACCAAAGACUUCUCCAUUCGCUCUCUGGCUGACCGCAUCAGCGAUCUCAAUCACCUCCUGUUCCUCUACCCCGACAGACCCAAGGAUGAGGUUUUCUCCAAAUAUUACACCCCACCUCUGUCCAAAGCAGUGGAUGGAUACGUGAAACCGCAAAUCAAACAAGUGGUGCCCGAGUUUACUACAGCCAAUCCAGACCCAGCAGGCGGCAAUCCAACCUAUAUGGAUCAUGGCGCCUCCCCAGCACCUGUCAAUCACCCUCACACCUACGGCAUAUACCCACCUAUGAGUGACUCUAUGUUGGACGCGGACGGAGACUUCGACCUGGACGACACCAUGGACGUGGCGAGGCACGUGGAGGAGCUCCUCCGGCGACCCGUAGAGAGCCAGUGGGGCGGCCAACAGUCCUGACCCUUGACCAUUUAACCCUGUGAUGACACCAAACAAACCCUGCCUCCCAAUUGUCCCCACUCGCAUUGACAUUUCUCAUGGUUUAAUUCAACUCAUUAUUCUUUUUUUUUUUUCAGAUAGCUAUAAUGUGAAAUGUUAAUAAUGGUUGUGACUUUUUUUUCUGUUCAGCUUGAGAGCAUGCAUGUCAGUGACUUCUCUUAGUUUUAUUUGUGCCCAUAAGUGUUUGUAAAACAGACUAGGUAUAAAGCAACACCUACAAUGUUACAGUAUUGUGCAAAAGGAAAGAAAAGGUAUUGUUCAUUCACAUUGUGCAUGCAUUUCCAAUUGAUUUUGAACAGAUUUUUAAAAAAGAUGCUACUGUAUGAAGUAAUUUUAACAGUUGAAUGUUUUUAUUUUUGUUAUAUUUUCUGCUUUGUAAAUGGGUUAUCAUUAUUUUGAUAGCGACAUUGAACUUGCCCUUGGACAAAAAAGAAACUUUAAUGAAGAGUUUUGCUCUUGCUCUCGACAUAAUCGGAGUCAUUUCUCUGCAGUUUUUUUCGAAGCCGUAUACACUAACCUGAAGGCAGAGGAGCGGCUCUCUUUGCUCUCUGCGACUGACAGCACACACAUCAGCACACGGUACACACGCAGGUGUACGAUGUAUUUGCUCUGAUUUGUUCACCAGCUGAAACCCAGGAAGGGGAGUUCAUGCACCUCCCUCGCUCUCUCGAGGCUAUUUGUCUUUUGUUUGUACACAGAAAUGCAAAUCUAAGCAUUUACCCAGUGCUGCCUGCUUGUCCUCUCAGGUCCCUCUGUUUUCCUCAUCAAUGCUACCUCGCAUUAUUCUACUGACAGUCGUUAUUUCUAUUGGUUCUGUUGUUGUUUCUGCACCACAUUUCACACCAGUAGGUAUGGCGGUUGGCGUUUUGUUCUUGUGAUGUGUGUUAAAUACAACAUGGUCUCACAGGAAUCCGUGAAAUAGCCACGGAUUUUGCUUAACUCAAAAUCCGUGGAAUAGCCACGGAAUCACUCAAAUUUCCGUGAAAUUGACACGGAUUUGGCUACAAUGCAAGUUAAUGACAUGUCAUAUCCCGUGGCUAUUCCAACAUACAAAGUGAUUAUGUACAUUCACUGAGUGAAUAUUUAGAAAAUAAAACAUAUAUUUCUCACUAGAAAUGUGAUCAAAAUCCAUUUUUAUGCAGAAACUAAGUCAAAAUAUUGAUUUUUCACAAAAAAUGAGAGAACUGUCCGCCAUAUUUUUUGUUCUGACCGCCGGGACCUUGAAAGUCAUGCGACUUGGAACAAACCAAUAGGAACAAAUAUCCAUGGAAUAGCCACGGGAUAUGACUGUCAUUAACUUGCAUUGUAGCGAAAUCCGUGUCAGUUUCACGGAAAUUUGAGUGAUUCCGUGGCUAUUCCACGGAUUUUGAGUUAAGCGAAAUCCGUGGCUAUUUCACGGAUUUCUGUGAGAGCAGGUUCGUUAAAUACGUGUGAGGAAGAUCUUCGCCGUCUGACCGCUAAUGGCUGUUUUUUUAUGCUUGAAGCCACUCACCUGAUGAACUCACGUCAGGAUCAGUGUUCCUGAAUAUUUGUCUCCCUUCCGGACAUUUCUGCCUAUCCGUCCACUUGUCUUUGUACCUGUGUUAUGACACUGUGGCAAAAGUCUCUGUGUGUCAACAUGACUGCACCAGCAGCUGAAGAUGCAAGGCAGACAGUACAUAGAUACACAGACGCAGGGUUGAAUGCUUGCACAGACUCACCAGCCACUGGGCCACAUGUAGAGCUCAAGGGUUUAGUGUCAUUUCUCUGUCUGACUUUUGUUUUUCGGACAAGCUUAUUUUUUGCAUCCUCUUUUUGCUAUGCUUAAAAAAGUACAUUUACUAGAAAAGGUUGAGACUAUUUCCCCACUCCCUCCUCUGACACACACACACACACACACACACACACACACAUCACACGCUGAAUAGAAAAUAUGUCAACAGCCUUGCACCUCAGGAAUGAAUCGCUUUGCUUAGCAGAUGUAUAAGCCAAAUCAAAAAAUUAUUAAUGUAUACAGAAUAUAUGAAUUUAUUUUCUCUAUCAUAAUUCUAUUUUAUUAUUGUUUCUCUGGCACUCCCCCUAUUGAAUGUAACCCCCUUUUGCAUGACCCUGUUGAGGAUAUACGUACAAAUACCUUCUCAGUCUGAGCAGAAGUUUCAAGUCUCGUAUCACAAGAAGAACCAUUUGAAAAAGGACACGGACAAACUGGAAAUCAGAAGAAUUUACAAUGUAUUUUUGUGUUUGUCCAACAGACAUUACAGUAUUAAAGAUAUUCCCUCAUCUAA
Molecule: messenger RNA, 4863 nt
Organism: Centropristis striata (black sea bass)
Lineage: Eukaryota; Metazoa; Chordata; Actinopteri; Perciformes; Serranidae
Gene: stat5a
Product: signal transducer and activator of transcription 5a
Exons: 20
Coding region: 200-2560 (786 amino acids)
Biological process (GO): regulation of transcription by RNA polymerase II; defense response; regulation of cell population proliferation
Molecular function (GO): RNA polymerase II cis-regulatory region sequence-specific DNA binding; DNA-binding transcription factor activity, RNA polymerase II-specific
Source: RefSeq, a predicted model, not a curated record